UGGCGAAGAAGAAAAUGCCCAGACAGCCCAGCUGAUUACAGAUUGUUGGUAGUGGUAUCCGAGAUCCCGUGUAGACAAUGGAGACUCUAACACAAGGGAAAGUGUGUACGGAGGACAUUGCAAGAUACAUGGUCGUAGUUUCAGAUUUCAUCAAAACACAUCCUAGGACUAGUUUUUAUGGCGCAGGAGCGUUCGCCAUCACGGUGCUUUCUUACGCUUUCGGGAAAGAUGUGAAGCAAAGAAUCUUCGUCUGGAUCAACAGCAAGGCUGACCAGAUCAAGGACCCGAAAUACGAGGAGUACCGCAAGCAAUUGGUUGCUCCCCUGACUGACCUCGAAUCACACGAUCCUGAACUCCGGAAAGAGAAAAGCAUCAGGAUUCUGGAAAUUGGCGUAGGAUGUGGUAAUAACCUCAAGAACUACCCGGAAGGCUCCCACCUCGUUUUAGUGGAUCCUAAUCCACACUUCGGCAAAUAUUUCACAGAAAAGCUGACGGGAAACCUCAAGAUCAAACCAGAAGAUAUCAUCGUGUCCAAGGGAGAGGAAAUGGACAUGGUACCAGACGCGAGCAUAGACGCGGUUGUCGUGUCCUUGGUGCUUUGUAGUGUCACCGACGUUGCCAAAGUUAUGCAGCAAGUGUAUAGGGUCUUGGUGCCUGGCGGGAAAUUCCUCUUCAUCGAGCACGUCCGUGAAUGGGACGCGAAGAAGUACAGAGCACGUCGCGCCCUACAGUCUCUCCUGACGGUGACGAGAAUAUGGCCUUUCCUCUUCGAGGGCUGCACUCUCAACAGAGAUCCUCUCCCUGUUAUAAAAGCAGCCGGAUUUUCGCAAGUGGAGGUCGAGUAUUUUUAUGCUCCUAUUCUUUAUACACUGUUCAAAUUGUGCUCUCCACACGUCAUUGGUGAGGCCACCAAGUGAAUCGAAUCAAGUCCUGCGAGAAUCUUUCUGUUAGAAAAUGCUAUAUCGCAUUGCUUACUACUAACUGACAUUCCCAAAUUACUUCCUAGGGUCUUAUGAUACUCUUGUGUCACACAACAUUUGUUUACAAUAAUAAUAGGAUUUAUUUAGGCUAUGCUGAGCGGUUUUUAAUGAAAAUACGUAAUUGAUUUUGUUGAUUAUGAUACCCUCCGCAACUUAUUCUCAUUUUCUUCUAGUACAAAAAGACAGCUUGAUAAGUUCGUUCAGUAUUUUCAUGCAAAGUGCACCACGAUUUCUCUCUGUCUCAUUUGUUCUGUAUAGACAACUGCCGCAGCAUUUUAUGUAAAACAAAAUGUUUUAUCAGUUAUUACUCUUUAUGAACUCGUCCGGCCUUGAAAUUCUCGGGAAAAAAAAAAAGCCGCGAAUAAUAAAUUUUGAUGACCAUGUCUCACUAUGACAUUUAAUUGCCAUGUUGCAGUCAACUGCUUUCGAAGAUUUGACAGCUAUUCGGUCUCAUAUUUAUAUGAUUAUGAAUAAUGAAUAAUUUAAGGCAUAAGUUUCAAUGUACUUGCGGCUGUAUGCAAAGGGACUUUCAUAAAAUGAGUAUAUCACGUUCCAUAUAACAAAAUGCCAGCAUGUAGCUAUAUCCUCAAUCAAUAGUCUUCCUUUUAUAUUUUGUUAAAUAAAUAAACAUUAUCUCAGAAAAUAUAACAAAUAAACUGUAAGUUGUACUUUGUACCUAAACUAUUAUAUCUGCAGUCUUCCAGCUAUCUUACUUGCCUAAAAAAAUAUUUUGCUGAAAAAUCGAAAAUUUAAUGACUUGAACAAACAUUCUAUGCUAGACUUAUGGUCUGUCCACACUAAGGGGCAUGCCCGUCGGGCACUUCCAGCUGUUUAUAUUUUCUCUGGCUUCUGAAGCAGUGCUACCAGACAGCUGCAGCGUUCUGGCUCCAUACUCUGUUGGUCAGUAUAGUCGAACAGGUUAUGGGAACAGUGUUUGCCCGUCAGGCAGUGCCCAAUAGUGUGGACAGGGCUUUACUACGCAUUGCAUAACAUGCACGUGCUACGAUCACUUCAAUAACAGCAGAAAGCUACAAAAUAAAGGUAUUG
Macrobrachium nipponense is the source of this 2027-nucleotide messenger RNA. Its product is annotated as thiol S-methyltransferase TMT1A-like. The transcript has 5 exons. Bases 78 to 917 code for a protein of 279 amino acids. NCBI's taxonomy places the organism in Eukaryota, Metazoa, Arthropoda, Malacostraca, Decapoda, Palaemonidae. Gene Ontology annotation, molecular function: S-adenosylmethionine-dependent methyltransferase activity. The record is from RefSeq and is a predicted model, not a curated record.